UACUGAGUAGAACGGAAGCACCUAGUACACCACCGGGCGGUCCACCUUCCUAUUCACGCGGACCACCAACGGGAGGAGAUUGCUUACCGGUGCCGUCGGUCGGCUCGCCAGGUUCUCCAGCACCAUCGCCUCUCCUGACUCCACACUCCGAGCCGGCGUCGGUCCCGCCCGCGGAGCCCACAAUGCCGACUCUCAGCCCGCAACCUCCACCAAGUCACACGAACACUGCCCCACCCCUAACCCCGUCGCAAGGGCCCAAGUCCAUCUCUUCCGCGUGCAACAAUCAGGUGCACAGUCCGUCGGUUCCCGGACCGGUACUGAAACGACCAAUUUUGAUAUCCCGAGAGUACGAGGGUACUCUCUUAGAUGACGAGCAACCGCUGUCCUGGCUCUACGAUUACUCGCUCCAGGAGGCCUGGCUGAAUCAUCCUGUGAAGCGUUUCAAGUCCAUGAACAUCAGCGGUCCGCCGACCAACCGGAGCAACGUUCUGUACCCGCCAAUGAAUAAUUCUCAAACGCUCCAAACUCAAGCUCCUAAGCUGGAAAUUAAACAAGAGCCUGUCGCAGUUGGGGAAUGUAUCGGAAGAAGAACAGAUCCGUACGAGUUCGAUGCGACAGGCGAGGAAAAUGGCACGAAUGUCGAUGGUCUCAGGCGACAAAGGGACGAUCCAACUAAACCAGGAUCUCUCUUCACCAGCGAGGGUCUCCAGCCAUCCUACAAAGAUCUAGAUCAAAUAUUCGACAACUCCGAUCCUGAUACUUCCAGCGACGAAACG
This is a messenger RNA of Wasmannia auropunctata (little fire ant), 776 nucleotides long. RefSeq lists its product as uncharacterized. The transcript has 2 exons. The record is from RefSeq and is a predicted model, not a curated record. Lineage: Eukaryota; Metazoa; Arthropoda; Insecta; Hymenoptera; Formicidae. The annotation marks the transcript as partial.